This is a messenger RNA of Zea mays, 2724 nucleotides long. Its product is annotated as cyclin-A2. The transcript is spliced from 12 exons. The record is from RefSeq and is a predicted model, not a curated record. Bases 819 to 2288 code for a protein of 489 amino acids. Gene Ontology annotation, biological process: mitotic cell cycle phase transition. NCBI's taxonomy places the organism in Eukaryota, Viridiplantae, Streptophyta, Magnoliopsida, Poales, Poaceae. Gene Ontology annotation, molecular function: cyclin-dependent protein serine/threonine kinase regulator activity.
CGAAUUUUGAAACCCUCACCGAGUCCAUCCAUUUUUUCCCUCUCCUCUCUCCUCCGCUCCUCCGCUCCGGUCUCCGCCCUCCCUCACCUCUCCGUCCCAAAAAGGGCAACGAAAUCCAGACACCGCUCCCCAUCUCCCCUUCCUUCCUUUCCUACUCCCACACUCCCCCACCCUCCACUAGUACUAGUACUAGUACUAGUACCACAACCACCCCACCGGGAAAAAACCCAACAAGGGGUAGGGCCGCCGCCGCCGCCAGCGCCGCCGUGCAGAUCGCGGCCGGAUCUACGGCGCUGGGGCACGGGGGUCCCCGGAUCGACGACGCCUCCGCCGAGGGUGAGCCUAGCUUCCUCGCCUCUUCAUCCCCGGCCCCGCCUUCACGUCGGGUUCUUGUGCGGGCUUCUUCCUCCUAUUCUCGCUGCCUCCAGGAACCUAGGGGGCUAGGCUGUCAUUCUUGGAGGGGAGAGUACUCUUGGGGCUUGGGACGGGGCCAAGAAACCCUCUUGCGCCGGCCUUGACUUGACCGCCCCAAGAUCGAGGACGAACCAUUCUCGUUCUUUCUGCGAAUAAAGCUUCUUUUUGGUGAGAUUGUCCUAUCCUGGACGGCUGGGUGCUUGGCGGUACCGUCUAGCGUGCCAAAGAAUCGUCGACGCGUUCCCAUUGCCGCAUUACAAGAGCUUUUUCGGCGGAUUAUGUGGUCUGACCAUGGUGCAUUCUUGAUCCGGAUGUUGUCAUGUGUCGCGGACUCACUGUUGCACCGUUCGUUUUAAUUUCACAAUGUGAACGCAGCAGUUCCUCAGAGAUCCAAAUAGGUUCGGAUGGCUAUGCGAAAAGAAAACCCUGUGCUUAAUGCUUGUCAAGCAUCCAAUGGCCGGAUCACGCGAGCUCAAGCUGCUGCAAAUCGUCGAAGCUUUGGAACUUUCCCUUCUGUUCCAUUGCCUGCAAAAACCGAACGAAAACAGACUGCACAAGGGAAGGCAAAACGAGGUUCUUCAUAUGACAACACCAGUGCAAGUGUUGCACUUUCAGGCCCCCAGCCUAAAAGGCGCACAGUACUCAGGGAUGUGACCAAUUUGAGCAAUGCUAACUCUAACAAAAGUUUUGCUGCUGCACCGAAGCUUCAGACAAAGCCCUCUCUAAGGACUGGAAGAACCGUGAGCAAAAGCAAGCCGUGCGCAAAAAAGAUUCCUAAAAAACCACCACCAGCUGGUAAUGGAAGUGCAUUGACUAAUGUUUUGAACAUUGCUGAAGAAACACAAGCGGAGAAGAUUUUGGCAGAGAGAGUGGAACCCGUUCUGUUGCUUGAGAACAGGGGGCCACUUUCAUUGCAGAAUGUUGAAAGGAACAGGGACAGUGCUUGUCAUGAGGUAUUCUUUGAGGAAAGAAACCUCAGGGAUAAAUGUGAACCUUCUGUGUCAAAGAAUGGGGACUCUUAUGUGUUAGACAUUGUAGAUAUCGACAAAGAUAAUGGCAAUCCUCAAAUGUGUGCUUCCUACGUUGUGGAGAUAUACUCAAACCUAAUGGCUUCAGAGCUUAUGAGAAGACCAAGUCCAAAUUACAUGGAGGGUUUGCAACGGGACAUCACAAAGGGCAUGAGAGAAAUACUCAUUGAUUGGCUUGUGGAGGUUUCUGAAGAAUACAAGCUUGUUCCAGACACGCUGUACCUAACUGUAUAUCUUAUUGACCGGUUUCUUUCUCGGAACUACAUUGAAAGACAGAGACUACAACUUGUGGGAAUAACAAGCAUGCUUGUUGCCUCGAAAUAUGAAGAGAUAUGUGCUCCUCGAGUAGAAGAGUUCUGUUUCAUAACCGACAAUACAUACACAAAAGCAGAGGUGCUGAAAAUGGAGAGCCAGCUGCUGAAUGACCUGGGAUUUAACCUUUCUGUUCCAACUACAAAAACAUUUCUCAGGAGAUUCCUUAGAGCGGCACAAGCAUCUCGUAAAACUCCUUCUAUGACUUUAGGAUUUCUGGCCAAUUAUCUCGCGGAGUUGACUUUGACCGAAUAUGAGUUCUUGAAAUUUCUUCCGUCGUUGGUGGCAGCAUCGGCCGUGUUUCUUGCUAGAUGGACGCUUGACCAAUCCGACCUCCCAUGGAACCAGACUCUAGAGCACUACACCUCUUACAAAUGCUCUGACAUUCAAUUGUGUGUCUGUGCUCUACGGGAACUCCAGCAUAACACCAGUAACUGCCCUCUUAACGCCAUCCGCGAGAAGUACAGGCAUCAAAAGUUUGAAUGCGUAGCGAACCUAACUUCACCGGAGUUCCCUCGGUCGUUCUUCAGCUGACACGCCAAUGGCACCGAUUGGUGAGCAACGUUAGCAGCAGCCGUAGCGCAGGUUGCGUUAACAUUAUUGUAGCAUCCCCUUUUACCCCCCAAUGUCUGAUUUGGCUGUGUGUUGUUAUCGAGCUGCUGUGUCCCAGCCUGGCCUUUUUCGAGUCGCAAGUGAGAUGAAGAAGGACAGAGAGAUGGCUCCUUGGCUUUUCUUUUGUUUGUUUGACGUAAAAGGUUCACCCGGUUGUAAACAACACUGUGUGUAGGGCUUUUUGCUUGGGCUGUUGUUAAUUAACUGUAAGGGGAGAUGGUCCGGCUGGCUUGUAUGACGACAAACGACGGGAUGAUGUUUGUGUUGACACAAUUCGUUCAUUGGUAGCCUCGGAAUGGAAAUUAGUUUAUUGCCAGUGAUUACUCUGGAUGGAAUGACUGAUUGAGUGUUUGUUAUA